AUGACAUCAUAUCCCGACGGCCCCAGCAAGGUGCUAGGGUUCCUCUCGUACGAUGUGCUGCUGGGGCUGCAGCUGGACCACGUGUACAGCGCCUGGUACUUCUACGGCCUCAUGGCCCUGCUGGGGGCCAGCCUCAUCGCCUGCACCGCGACAACACAGUGGCCGGCCGUCAAGGUCGCACAGCGGUGGCGCUUCGCGUCAGAUGCGAAGGGCGUGCAGCGCUUCGCAGGCACACCGGCCCAGGUGCUGCCCGCGGCGCGCGUGUCGGACCUCGGGGCAGGUCUGUCUGCCAAGGGCUACCAGGUGUUCCGCAACGGCCCCCAGCUGUACGCGUUCAAGGGCCUCGCCGGGCGCCUCGGCCCCAUCGGCGUGCACGCCGCGCUGAUCGUGUCGCUGAUCGGCACCGCCUACAGCGGCUUCGGCGGCUGGAAGGGCUCGGCGAUGGUGCCCGAGGGGCGCGAGUUUCUGGUGGCGGCGGCGAUCAGCCCGACGAGCGCGAUAUCGCGGCUGCCGGAGGGCGCCAAGGGCGUUCUGCGCGUCAACGGGUUCAGGAUCGAGACGCGGCCGGACGGCAGCGUUGCGCAGUUUUACAGCGACCUGAGCAUCAGGGACGCGGACACCGACCAGGAGCUGCUGCGGAAGACCAUCAGCGUCAACGACCCCUUCAGGUAUGGCGGCGUCACGAUGUACCAGACCGACUGGAGCCUCGCCGCGGUCACCAUCCGCGUCCCCGGCGCCGACGUGCGCCAGAAGGCCCCCAACCCCCUGGACGGCGCCCCCGGCGCUGCAGCCGCCGCGGCCGGGCCGUCGUACGUGGAGCAGGGGCGGCCGUUCAGCCUGCCGCUGGCGUCGCUGGCGGGCACGGCGGGGACGCCGCAGAACGCGAAGAUCUGGGCGACGUUCCUGCCGAUUGAGGCGAGCCCAGCGAACGGCCGGCCGCCGCGCGGCAUCUCAAUCAUCGCCCGCGACCUGGACACCGUCACCCUGUACGACUCCUCCGGCGCCUUCGCCGGCGUCCGCCGCCCCGGCAGCGGCAAGCCCAUCACCGUCGACGGCGUGACGCUGAUCGUGGACGCCAUAGUCGGCUCAACCGGCCUGGAGAUCAAGGCAGACCCGGGGGUCCCCCUGGUCUACGCCGGGUUCGGGGCGGUCAUGAUCACCACCCUCGUGUCAUACGUCAGCCACAGCCAGGUGUGGGGGCUGCAGGACGGGGCCAACGUGGUGGUGGCGGGGCGCAGCAACAGGAGCAAGUACCUGUUUGAGAAGGAACUCGACGAGGUGCUGGACGGCGUGCCAGAGGCGCUGCCGCCGCGGGCGUGA
Monoraphidium neglectum is the source of this 1320-nucleotide messenger RNA. RefSeq names its product Cytochrome c biogeneis protein CCS1, chloroplastic. The record is from RefSeq and is a predicted model, not a curated record. Bases 1 to 1320 code for a protein of 439 amino acids. The transcript is spliced from 5 exons. Lineage: Eukaryota; Viridiplantae; Chlorophyta; Chlorophyceae; Sphaeropleales; Selenastraceae.